UCUGUUGGAUUUAGAGAUGAGAGCAGAUUGUCCAAAAUCUAUUACUUGGAAAAGUUUUUCAAAAUUCUCCAAAAUCCUAAUCGACUACACCCCGUUGGAGAAUUUUACCCUGGAAUUCCGUAUCUCCAAAUUUCCCCUCAUUUCAGUUAGUAGAAUUUCCCCUCGGUGCCAGUGUUUCUGUUAAAGAAUAGACUCAGAAACCGAGUACGUGGUUUUUGUGUGUGGUUUGUGGGCUGUUGUCGGUCAGCCAGUUUCCUUGUCAUCACCGAUCACCAGGUUGCUUCUAUGAGCAACUUCAGGAUUAUAUGCUGCUCCAUGACUAGGUGAUGAAGGGUUUUUGUGAGAGGGCUGUUGCGUCAAAAUAUUCCUCCAAAAGUUCAACAGAGUCGACAGAUAGGGGUCCGUCAUCUGUUUGUUCAGAUUCAGGAUCUAGGGACAGUAAGCACGACAAGGCGUCCCUGUGGUCAAACUUCUUUGCAUCUGCCUUUUCAAUCUUUGAAACACAUAGUGAGUCAUCAAUUACUGAAAAGAAGGAAAUUCAUUCUAGAAACAAUGGAUGGACAGAAGCUGUGAGGAAAGUUGUGACUGGUGGCUCUAUGAGGAGGAUUCACGAGCGUGUACUUGGAUCCAGCAGAACUGGCAUCUCUUCUGCUAGUGACAUAUGGCUUCUUGGUGUGCUCUACAAAAUCUCACAAGAUGAGUCCUCUGGAGACGCAGCUACCAACAAUGGAUUAAGAGCAUUUGAACAGGAUUUCUCAUCAAGAAUUUUGAUGACAUAUCGUAAAGGUUUUGAUGCUAUUGGAGAUUCAAAGUAUACUAGUGACGUAAAUUGGGGCUGCAUGCUUCGGAGUAGUCAGAUGCUUGUAGCCCAGGCAUUGCUUUUCCAUAGAUUGGGAAGAUCUUGGAGAAGACCCUUGCACAAGCCUUUAGAUGAACAAUAUAUUGAGAUCCUGCAUCAUUUUGGUGAUUCCGAAGGAUCAGCUUUCUCUAUCCACAAUCUUCUUCAGGCUGGAAAGGCUUAUGACCUUGCUGCCGGGUCAUGGGUUGGCCCAUAUGCCAUGUGCCGCUCAUGGGAGACUCUAAUUCGGUGUAAGAGAGAAGGAACUGCCUUUGAUAACCAGCCACUUCCAAUGGCUGUUUAUAUUGUAUCUGGGGAUGAAGAUGGGGAACGGGGUGGAGCCCCAGUUGUCUGCAUUCAAGAUGCCUCUAGAUAUUGUUUGGAGUUUUCAAGAGGUCGGGUUGAUUGGACGCCUAUUCUUUUACUGGUUCCUUUGGUUCUUGGACUUGAAAAAGUCAACCCCAGGUACAUUCCAUCAUUGUGGGCGACAUUCACUUUUCCCCAAAGUCUUGGCAUCAUGGGUGGAAAACCUGGUGCAUCAACUUACAUUAUAGGUGUGCAAGAUGAAAAAGCACUUUACCUUGAUCCGCAUGAAGUUCAGCCGGCAAUCAAUAUAAGACGGGAUGAUUUAGAGGCUGAUACUUUAUCUUACCACUGCAAUGUUAUACGGCACAUUCCCCUUGAUUCUAUUGAUCCAUCUUUGGCGAUAGGAUUUUAUUGCCGUGACAGAGAUGAUUUUGAUGAUUUUUGUUUUCGAGCUUCCAAGCUGGCAGAUGGAUCAAACGGUGCUCCGCUGUUCACUGUGACUCAGACGCAUAAUUUUCCCAAGCCGGUUAACCACAGUGAUGUUUUGGAUGAUAGUGGUGGGGUUCAAAAUGAUGAUUCAUUUGUGGCCCCGCCCAUAAGUGAUGCAGACGGAAGUGCACAUGAAGAUGACUGGCAACUCCUAUGAUGACUGUUUACUGGGUGUAAAAUUAAUAUGGGGUUUGGCAACCUUGUACAUUGUGGGUGUUUCUGGCUGCCUGGGUUAUCUCCCCAGAUCUAGAGAACCUCUGACUGGCAUUUGGACUGCAAAUUCAGAUGUCUCGUGAUUGUGUGCAUUAUUCCUGGAGUUUGGUGAAGUUGACAUUUGUAGAGAACAGAUUAAUUAUUAUUCUUGUUAAUUAAAUUAUUAUCAAUCUCUCGCCUUC
Molecule: messenger RNA, 2028 nt
Organism: Prunus dulcis (almond)
Lineage: Eukaryota; Viridiplantae; Streptophyta; Magnoliopsida; Rosales; Rosaceae
Product: cysteine protease ATG4-like
Exons: 9
Coding region: 327-1790 (487 amino acids)
Molecular function (GO): protein-phosphatidylethanolamide deconjugating activity
Source: RefSeq, a predicted model, not a curated record